Molecule: messenger RNA, 1416 nt
Organism: Pseudozyma flocculosa PF-1
Lineage: Eukaryota; Fungi; Basidiomycota; Ustilaginomycetes; Ustilaginales; Ustilaginaceae
Exons: 2
Coding region: 1-1416 (471 amino acids)
Source: RefSeq, a predicted model, not a curated record
AUGCCGUCCAGCGACCAGCGCCUGGACCACCGGCCCGUCGCCCUUCACUACACGGUACAGCCCGUUGGCCGCACCAUCGUCCCUGCCGGCCCUGGCGUUAGCUCGCAAUGGUCAGCUCCCGGUGAUGCCGGUAUCAUUGCCGCGGGUCCCGCGAACGAGGCGCAGAACAGCACUCGGCUCGAAUCAGCGGGUCGAGUAGCGUCCUAUUCUCAGCUUCUGGCAACGCAGCUCGAUCAGCAGACCCUGCCCUGGACCUGGCCGUCGGCGCUUGGCGUCGUGGGCAAGUGGUCGACCGGAGUGGAUGGUCAAGGGCUAUCGGAUCGGGUGCACCAGGGCUGCCACCGCGUCCACCAGGCCUGGAAGCAGGUGUCGCCCUUCCGGGGCUCCGCCAGGCCUCUGCUCACCAGCCUGGGCCAAUCCCUCCCCCGGCCCGGCCUGAAGGCAUCUGCGCUCGCUCACAAGGUGCACGAUGCCGAUGUCAAGAAGGCGCUCGGCCGCCCGGUCGCCGCUGCAUCGGGCCUGACCGCUGCGCUAUUCCACGGCCUGGCCCGGCAAUGGCGUGAGGCAGACGGACCGAAGCAAACGUUCAUGGCCGUCUUCGCUGUGCUGCAGGUCGUCUGGCUCGCCUGCACCGUCAAGGGCUGGCUUGAUCGCCUCUUUGGCAGGAAAGCCGAGUACCGCAACCGCCGUACCAAGACCCUGGCCCGGAAGGCUGCGUUGGCUGCUGCCGGAGGGCGUGGCGCUGCGUCAAAGCCUCAGCCGCGCACCUGGUCCUCGGGCAAGCCCCGCCUGCCCCCUCGUCCCACCGCCGGACACCCGCUGAUGCCCCUCGGUCCGCAGCGGGGCACCAGCGGCGACAACAGGAUGCAACAGCAGGGCGCGCGCACCCUCUCGACAACCAACGAGCUCGAGACCACGCCGUCGGGCGACAUCAUCCUGCCCUCGUGGACCGAAAACGGUCCCUCGUCGCUCAUGGUCAUCGUCGAGGAGCCGGAGCUCGAGCAAAAGGAGGCCGAGGAAGCCGAGCGCCGGAUCUACACGCACUCAAAGAAGCGCAGCGACUACGAUCGCAUGGCCGGCGAGUGGGACGACGACAAUUCCGAGGGCGACGACUCGACCGGCUGCCUCGAGCAGGGAUGGAGCUCGUCCAACCUCGGAGGAGGUCCUGCGUCUUCGCGCCUGUCGUUCCAGUCCGACAGCGGCUCGCUGCGGUACCGCGAGCGGAGCGUCGCCGCCUCGCUCCCCUUUUACGAUGACGUGGUGUCGACCUCGUCGGCUUCGACAUCGUCGUCGCCUCCUAUGCCACGGGCCGACGACGCCAUCGUGACCGAGCUCGAGUCUGCCUGGUGCAGGGCCGAUCGCGCCGAGCUCGAGCGCGGCUGGAGGGACAGCUGCAUGGAGGAGGGCGCCCUCUGA